This is a messenger RNA of Talaromyces proteolyticus, 2720 nucleotides long. Its product is annotated as cobalamin-independent methionine synthase MetH/D. The transcript is spliced from 7 exons. NCBI's taxonomy places the organism in Eukaryota, Fungi, Ascomycota, Eurotiomycetes, Eurotiales, Trichocomaceae. Gene Ontology annotation, molecular function: zinc ion binding; 5-methyltetrahydropteroyltriglutamate-homocysteine S-methyltransferase activity. The coding region runs from base 1 to 2304 and encodes 767 amino acids. The record is from RefSeq and is a predicted model, not a curated record.
AUGGUUCAGUCUUCCGUUCUGGGCUUCCCCCGUAUGGGAAAGCUCCGUGACCUCAAGAAGGCCACUGAGGCCUACUGGGCCGACAAGAUCUCCCAGGCCGACCUUCUUGCUGAGGGCAAGAGGCUGCGUGCUGCCCACUGGCAGAUCCAGAAAGAUGCCGGCGUCGACAUCAUCCCAUCCAACGACUUCUCCUUCUACGACCAGGUCCUCGAUCACAUCCAGCUCUUCUCUGCCACACCCGAACGUUACGCUACACACGGCCUCAAUGUUCUUGACGAGUACUUCGCCAUGGCCCGUGGUCACCAGAAGGGAGGUGUCGAUGUGCCCUCCAUGGAGAUGGUGAAGUGGUUCGACAGCAACUACCACUACACCAAGCCAUCUUUUCACAAUGGACAGACCUUUGCUCUGGCAAAGGACCCCAAGCCCGUCCGGGAAUACCUCGAGGCUAAGGAGGCUGGCUUCCAGACCCGCCCCGUUCUCCUUGGACCUGUCUCUUUCUUGGUCCUUGGAAAGACUGAGCGUGGUGCCACCGUUGACCCCAUCUCCUUGCUCCCUAAGCUCAUCCCCGUCUACGUCGAGCUCCUCAAGGCUCUCAAGGCCGCUGGUGCUGAAUCUGUCCAAAUCGAUGAGCCAGUCCUUGUCUUCGAUCUGAAGCCUGAGGUCAAGGCUGUCUUCAAGACUGCCUACGAAGCCAUUGGUGCUCUCGGCGCCGCUGGCCCAAAAAUUGUUGUUGCCACUUACUUCGGAGACAUCGUCCACAACAUUGAUGUUGUCCCUGCUUUCUCCAACCUCUACGCCCUUCACGUUGACCUUGUCCGCAACCCAGAGCAGCUCGAGACUGUCAUCAAGAGCCUUGCCCCUAAGCAGACUCUGUCCCUGGGUGUUGUUGACGGACGUAACAUCUGGAAGAACGACUUCCAGAAGUCUCUCAAGAUCAUCAAUGCUGCCAUUGAAGCACUUGGCAAGGAACGCGUCAUCAUCUCUACCUCCAGCUCUCUCCUCCACGUUCCCCACACUCUCGCCAGCGAGAAGAAGCUCCCAGAGGAAGUCUACCAGUGGUUCUCUUUCGCCACUGAGAAGGCCAGCGAAGUUGCCAUCCUCGCCAAGGCUAUUAAUUCCGGUGCUGCAUCCGUCCAGGCUGAAUUGAAUGCCAAUGCUGCCGCCCUGAAGUCCCGUGCUGAGUCCAAGCGCACCAACGACCCUAAGGUUAAGGAACGGCAGUCCAAGAUCACCCCUGACUUGUUCAACCGCAAGUCCGGCUUCGACACCCGCUAUGCCCAGCAGAAGACUCACCUUUCUCUCCCUCUCUUCCCCACCACCACCAUUGGUUCUUUCCCUCAGACUCAAGAGAUCCGUGUUCAGCGAAACAAGUUCACCAAGGGUGAAAUUACUCAGGAGCAGUACGAUGAAUUCAUCCGCAAAGAAAUCGACCUUUGCAUCCAGAUCCAGGACGAGCUCGGUCUCGAUGUCUACGUCCACGGUGAGCCUGAGCGUAACGACAUGGUUCAGUACUUUGGCGAACAACUCGAGGGUUAUGUCUUCACUACCUUCGCUUGGGUCCAGUCUUACGGCUCUCGUUGCGUCCGUCCUCCUAUCAUCGUCGGUGACAUCUCCCGCCCCGCUCCUAUGACUGUCAAGGAGAGCAAGUACGCUGCCUCCGUCUCUAAGAAGCCUAUGAAGGGCAUGCUUACUGGCCCGGUUACUUGCCUCCGAUGGUCUUUCCCUCGUGACGACGUCCACCAGUCCGUUCAAGCUCAGCAGCUUGCUCUAGCUCUCCGUGACGAGGUUGUUGACCUCGAGAAGAACGGAAUUUAUGUCAUGGUCGACGAGCCUGCCCUCCGUGAGGGUCUUCCUCUCCGCUCCGGCAAGGAACGUGAAGCCUACCUUGACUGGGCCGUGAACAGCUUCAAGCUCGCCACUGCCGGUGUUGAGGACUCGACCCAGAUUCACUCUCACUUCUGCUACUCCGAGUUCCAGGACUUCUUCCACGCCAUCGCUGCCCUUGAUGCUGACGUCUUGUCGAUCGAGAACUCUCGAUCUGACGCUAAGCUCCUCAAGGUCUUCAUUGACGAGGCCUACCCCCGCCACAUCGGACCUGGUGUCUACGACAUCCACACCUCUCGUAUUCCUCCUCAGGAGGAAAUCAAGCAGCGUAUCUCCGAGAUGCUGCAGUACCUCAAGCCUGAGCAGCUCUGGAUCAACCCUGACUGCGGUUUGAAGACCCGUACCUGGGCCCAGGUCAAACCCGCUCUUACCAACUUGGUUGAAGCCGCCAAGUACUUCCGCGAGCAGAACAAGGCCUAAGCCAUUACUUAGGGCACGCCUUGAUUCAACCUAUAAUAAUAGUUCAUUUCAUCUAGACUGGGUAUAACCUAGCUAUGUUUUUCCCUCUGAUAUCCUUUUUCUUUUCAUUUCCUAUGUUCAAGUUUAUUUCUUUUGUUUAAAACAAGUGUUCAACAACCUGCAUGAUAUCAGCAUUUGGGAUAUGAGAUACGAAGACGAUGAUGAUAAAAAAAAGGCCACAAACAGGGCGCCAUUCUCAACUCGGCGUUUUCUUUGGGGUUAUAGAAUGUUAAAACAAUUUCAGAAAAAGUUGUGUUCAACAAUUCAAAUGUUUACUUUAGCAAACAGAUUGCGGCGCUAGGUUAAGAAAGCAUGGGGGUUGUUUCUUCAACAUCGAUUUCAAUGUUCAAUGUUUUUUUGAGGCGCAAAAGUUCAAU